Molecule: messenger RNA, 1239 nt
Organism: Desarmillaria tabescens
Lineage: Eukaryota; Fungi; Basidiomycota; Agaricomycetes; Agaricales; Physalacriaceae
Exons: 2
Coding region: 147-1133 (328 amino acids)
Source: RefSeq, a predicted model, not a curated record
UUUUUGGUUGGCCACCAACAUCAUCCGAGUUAUAGCUUAUCACUGCUCGUUUCUUCGGACGAAAAACAUCUUUACUUCCAACGCACUCUCCGGAGGAUUGUUUUUCACCUUUCUGGCUGGAUCUAGGAGCACAAAUUGCUAUCCUCAUGCACAACCUCCCUGAAAUUUUGGAUCGUCUCGUCCAGAAGUAUACACCCAACCUCGACUACGAGUUCCCACAAUCGUUUUCUUCCUUUUUGAAAACAAAUGACCUUCCCACGGGAUCCGAUGCCAAAGUUUUGGGAGACCUAUCCAAAAACGUAUCUGACGCGCUCCGCCUCAUAACGUCUGACAUGGAGUCUCUCAUCGAUACCCAUGCUCAACUGAAGAAAAUCAAAGAUCACCUUCUGCGUGUCGAUGACGACAUAAAGACAGCCAUGCCUCCCAUCGAGUGCCUUCCCGCAGAAAUGUUAAUACAGAUUUUCAAGGAAGCUUCGGAGAAUGGCGACGCUUUUGAUAUGGGAUGGGAACCCUUCGUCAUUAGUCGCGUAUGCCACAAAUGGAGAGUCGUUGCAACGGAGAAGUGCCCGGAGAUCUGGACCGAAUUCCGGCUUGAACGGGAUAGAUGGGAUGAUCUGAAAGGCCCCGUCUCACUCCUCUCACUGGUGCUUUCUCGUGGGACCGAACGGUCUCUGGAGUUUACUUUUGAUGCAUCAGGUGGCAAUGAUGUAUCAGAUUGCGAGUCAGAGAAGGACGUGCUUUGGGAUGAAGAGGACGAGGACACACCUAGACCGUAUCAUUAUCGCAGGGAUGACGGAGUCACAGAGCAACUUCUACAGAAUUUGGUUCGCUAUUGUCAUCGAUGGAGCAAUGUCUACGUCUCCAUUCCGGCUCGUCUUUUCCACCUUCUAUCGCCUAUUCGGGGAAAGUUGCAGUCUCUCGUCGCCUUCAGCCUCGUUUAUGUCACUGAUGUUCUCGCCUUACCGUUGUCCGUUCUCACUGAAUCACAUAUCUUGGAUGGCGCGCCUCUGUUGGAGACCGUGUCCGUGUCUUGCUACCAAAGCCAUGUACCGGUGCUCGUCCCUCAGGGAGUCCCGAAUUUAACUUCAUAUUCGGACAAACGGCAGAGGGUCGGAGACGAGACACUUCACUAGCGCUUUCUCAAUAUAGUUCGCACUUCGCCUAGUCUGCAGAGCCUUUGUGUCACGCAUGGGGGUUCCCUCACCGUCGCUAUGCCUCGUAUCAUUCAUCCCUCCAUCG